Messenger RNA from Octopus bimaculoides (California two-spot octopus), 2431 nucleotides. RefSeq lists its product as uncharacterized. The record is from RefSeq and is a predicted model, not a curated record. NCBI's taxonomy places the organism in Eukaryota, Metazoa, Mollusca, Cephalopoda, Octopoda, Octopodidae.
UAAACGCUCGUCACUGCAGUGUUUAGCGUCAUCAUCAUCAUCAUGUCCUAGUCGUCGUCGUCUCAUCAUCAUCAUCAUCAUCAUCACCGUCGUCAUGCUCGGCACGACCAACAUGUCCAUGACAUCAACAUCUUCGUCAUCGUCAUCAUCAUCACCACCGUCGAUAUCGUCGACAUCAUCACCAUCAUCAUCAUCAUCAUCAUCACCACCACCACCAUUAUCGUCGUCGUCAUCAUCAUCAUCAUCAUCGUCGUCGUCGUCGUCGGUGUCAUCAUUAUUAUCACUGUCGGCAUCACCGUCGUCACAAUAGCAACGUCAUCAUCACCGCCACCACCACCACCAUCAUCAUCAUCGUCAUCAUCAUCAUCGCCAUCACCACAACCACUACCAUUAUCAUCAUCAUUAUCAUCAUCAUCACCAUUCAUCAAAACUACCACCACCACCACCACCAUCACCAUCACCAUCAUCGUCAACAUCAACAACAUCAUCAUCAUUAUUAUUGCAACCAUUCCCCACCUUGGCCAACAAUAACACUCUCUGCUAACACAAACACCUUCGCCGAUUUCUUCUUCUCUUCUCUUCAUCUUUCUCUGCCAAAUCUUCCUUUCUCCUUUCUCUCAUUCUUCCAUUCGCCUUACUCUCCACACUCUCCUUUUCCUUCUUUUUCUCUCUUUUUCCCCCCUCUUCACCUUUUUCUUUUUUGUUCAGCCAACCUUCUUCUUCUUCUUCUUCUUCUUCUUCUUCUUCUUCUUCUUCUUCUUCCACCUCUUCUUCUUCCACCUCUUCUCCUACCCAUUCCUCCACCCCUACCCCCCCAUAUACAACAUAUUUGUUUUGUUCUUCUUUACUCCUGCUACAACUUGUAGUACUAUAGCUGCUAUCAUCAUCAUCAUCAUCAUCAUCAUCAUCAUCAUCAUCAUUAUCAUUAUUAUUAUUAUUAUUAUUAUUAUUAUUAUUAUUAUUAUUAUUAUUAUUAUUAUUAUCGACAUCAUCAUCAUCACCACCACCACCAUUUCCAUGCCAAUUCACGCCGUAAACUACCUCAACUAAAUUCUACUGGCGAAACCUAUAUACAACCUUGUCAAAAAUCGAUCGACGGUAGGACAAAUAUAUUUUAAAAAAUUAAUUAACCGACUUUUCCACCCAGUUCUGUACCCAAGCGGGAAGCUGCAAACUGAUGCAUUGAGAAUAAUGUUACCGAAACUGGUGUAAUUUUUAAUAUUAACCGGAACCGAGGUUGUGAGAAAUAAAAUAACAAACAACGAGAAAUACGAAGAAGAUAUGGGAUCGGUCAUUAGCAAAAAUGGUUUUUCAGCCCUUAGUUCCCAAACUAAUAAACUUGACUCUAGAGAACCGUUGAACGAAUCGAAAUCUGAUAUGAAGUCCUCGAAUAAUUCAGAAAACGAUGUCGUUUCUGGUAACACUUGGGACUAUGGGACUUGUUUUACAUCUUGGUCUGAUGACGUCACUUAUAAAUACCUGGAUGAUAUUCUGUGUGACGACUUGGAGUAUAAUAUAGUUCCAGGAUUUAAUAGCUACUCGCAGACAAACGCAGAUCUUUGUUCCGACCUUGAAGAUAGUUGUGAAAAUAUUCCUUCGUCCAAUUCAGCAUCGGAGAAACAAAAACUUAAAUCGACCUCAGAUUCAACCAAUUCCUGUCUUGAAGAACAACACCGGCGAGACUCUGAGGAUAAUUCAUUUUUAGAUCUUGAAAACCAAAUUCUCCAGGAAUAUAACGAUGCCAAAGGAACACGGCCAUUACUUUCAGAGAUAUUCCGAAGAAAUCCUGAUUAUGAACAUGUUGCUGUUGAAUCCCUCAAUAUUUGGUUUCAGAUUUUGACACAAGGACAGCAAUUUCGGCGGAGGGGAGCGAGCCGUCUGACAGAAUAAAUCACCUUAUUUGAUAAACAACAGGAAAAUACCAAACUUAUUUCAUGAAGAUAUUAAGAAUGGAACAGCUCAGCCAUUAUGUGGAUCUUCAAGAAGGAAAUGGGCAUAAAUUAGAUAAAUUUAGGAUUCAAUAUUUCUCCCUGUUAAUUAAAGUCUAGAUUGAAUAGUUGAGUAUAUAAUAGGGCUAAUGACUUGUAGCUACACACCACUAAUAGGAAACGUUGUUCUGUAACCAUUCUCUUUAGUAUAUUCCAGGUAUGGCAGUGUGACAGAAAACCAAGUCCAAAAUAUUCUUUGGUUCCUGAAUAGAAUUGCUUUACUUAGUUCGACGAUGUUCAAGAAAUCCAUGAAUAUCACAAACUCUCGUUUUCCUUCCCUAAUAAAAUUGGCGCCAAUUAGUAAAGAACUGGAUUAGAUGCCUUUUAGUAUUAAGUUGAAUAUCUUGCAGUGCUGAGUGGAAUUAUUCUGCAAAUAAUAUUGUCUUCCUAACUCUUCUUUUUAUGCCAGUGUAAAAUAAAAUAAAAUCAUUAUUAUUACUUUA